CACAACAAAACGCACAGGCAAAUAGUUUCCACGUCGGCUAAAUCAGAUUAGGGAUUCGUUCGCGGUCCAUCAUAGCAGACAUUCCGGUACACAGACAAAGCUCAAGAUGCCACCCUUUCGCGAUGAUCAGAUACUGAUCAUUGCGCCCGGGUCGCAAACCACUUUAGCACAACUUGGUCUCCCAGAGUCCUUCACACCAGCGCGGCAACGAUUUCCAUCUCGCAUGUUCCCGGCUCAAGAGGCUGGCCAUUACGAACCCGUCCGAUACCGUAAAAAAGAGAAGAAAGCACAGCCCGCUGUUCAGAAUGAGUCGUCAGCGGCGCCAACAAACGGUGAAUUGAAGAAAGAGGGAGAGGAGGAGGAGGAGUGGGAAGAGGAUUCUACCAACGAGGAGGGUGCAAUUUGGCCUAUACAAAAAGGAAGCAUUGUCGAUUGGCCAUGUUUUUAUGCGCUGAUAGAACACGUCUAUCAAUCAACGCAGCCUUUGUGGCAUACACCUAUACUCAUCAUCUCCGACCCGGUCUGGACACACAAAGAAUGCGAAAAAGUGGCGCAGUUCAUUUUCGAGAAGUUCAAGACGCCCGCACUGGCUAUGAUGGAUGCCGCAGUCGCUGCCUCUUAUGCAUACGGCGUGCCUACAGCGACUGUGGUAGAUGUGGGAUUUGACAAGGCGAACGUUUCAUGCAUCGCGGAAUAUGUACUGCAGGACGUGGGUCGCGCACUUGCUGUACCGGAUUGCGGUGGAGAAACCAUGACACAAAGACUGGUCGAACUCUUGAAGGACAAUGAAACAUUCACCUACAGCGUGUGCGAACAGUUGAAGAAGAGCCCCAUCUGCGAAGUCUUGCCAUCCGACGCUGAAUUGCCGACAGCAGAGGCGCCCAGCACAGAAGCUGUCAACCCUGCAGCUGCGGCCUCAACCGGAAUCGACCCGGCUGGACCGAGGAAGCAGUCGCUUGUUGGUGACAUCCCUCGCGGUCCAGGACCUGGCACUGAGGUGGGAGAGGAGAAGAAACUUGGGGAAGAGGACGGAGUCCUGGACAUCGCCAGCAUUGUCACCAGCAACAACCUGACUAGUAUAUUGGCGCAAAAAGAGCGUGACAAGGCAGAGAAGGCUGCGGCGAAGCAGAAAAGGGCGGACGACAAGUUGGCUGCGGCGAAUAAGCCUGCAAGACUUGUUAACGCGAAGCGCAUGCGUAACACAUUCAUAUACGAAGAAGUCAAGCCGAAUGAAAGUGCGACAAAUGCGGUCGCCUCAGAACCUCCCGCACCAGCUCCGCAAGCCACAUCAGUCGAGGGACAACAGUCCGGCGUUGCUGAGCCGCAGUCCGCGACCACAGAACAGCUGCCUGCAAAUCCUAUCUCAGCACCCCAAGAAAGCGCACCAGCAGAGCCUUCGCCAGUAUCGACCACCUCCCGCCGUGAGAUCGAAGUGGGUCUCGAACGAUUCCAGGCAGCAUCAGACGGGCUAUUGGAGCGCCUGGCCGAUGCAAUCUACCGCACCAUCCAAUCCUGCAACGAUACCUCGCGACGGGGCGAUCUCUGGGACAGUUUGAUCGUGUUGGGCAACGGCAGCAAGGUCCGCGGUUUCAAGGAAGCGCUCCACCACACCUUGCAAUCGAAGUACAUCAUCUCACCAUCCUCUGCAACUAUAUUCACCUCGGAGAUUCCAUCCAAUCUGUCGACUCCCGCAGCCACAGGCGCCAACACUCCUCAACUCGGACCUCAAUAUGCACUCGGCGCACCUGGCGGACCUGGAUCGAGUGUAAAUCCUCUCCUGCACGCCGCUCUGACAGCACGCAGUCAGGACCCCUCACAGAUGUACCCACCUUCCACUCCUGGAAGCGCACCACCUACUCCAUUCCAACAAGGCGGACAGCAACCAAUACCGCCGUAUCCGCCAGCAGCCGCCCACCACAAUCUACAUUCCUCUGCGCACCAUCAACAAACACCCACUACGAUCCGCUACGCGAAGAUCCCCGAGUAUUUUCCGGAAUGGAAGGAUGUCGGGUACGAUGAAGCGGCAUUCUUGGGCGCACAGGUCGCUGGGAAGUUGUUGUUCAUUGUUGAUGGGGGCGCGAGCAAAGGCUAUCUGACACGUACGGAUUACAAUGAGCAGGGACCUGGGGGGAUUCAUGAUGUGAGGCUUUGAAAGGGCGAACUCUUCUGUAGACCAUGUGUCACGGACGAAUAGCAUGUGGGUCAUCAGCAAAGUCAACCAUCGGAUCAGUAUUUGAAAU
Dissoconium aciculare CBS 342.82 is the source of this 2240-nucleotide messenger RNA. Its product is annotated as actin-like ATPase domain-containing protein. NCBI's taxonomy places the organism in Eukaryota, Fungi, Ascomycota, Dothideomycetes, Mycosphaerellales, Dissoconiaceae. The transcript is spliced from 2 exons. The record is from RefSeq and is a predicted model, not a curated record. The coding region runs from base 107 to 2152 and encodes 681 amino acids.